This is a messenger RNA of Rattus norvegicus (Norway rat), 3250 nucleotides long. RefSeq names its product deoxynucleotidyltransferase, terminal, interacting protein 2 (gene Dnttip2). The record is from RefSeq and is marked validated. Gene Ontology annotation, biological process: ribosomal small subunit biogenesis. The coding region runs from base 24 to 2309 and encodes 761 amino acids. NCBI's taxonomy places the organism in Eukaryota, Metazoa, Chordata, Mammalia, Rodentia, Muridae. The transcript is spliced from 7 exons. Gene Ontology annotation, cellular component: nucleoplasm; nucleolus; small-subunit processome.
GCGGGGAAUACGGAGUCGCAAACAUGGUGGUCACUAGGUCUGGGUCCAGGAUCCAAGAAAGUUCCCAACGGAAGAGGUCUGUUCCUCGGAGAAUUGGAACACAUCCAGAAAGCAAAAAAGAAUCGGGAUCGAAAGGCAGCACUGCUGGAUCGCAGUCUGCUGAGGAGCAGAACUCAGCCCUCUCUGGCAGCAGGAACAGCAGAACCGCAGGCCCAGCGGAGAUCACUGUACUGAUUUCUGAUGGAGAGGCCUCUGAAACGGAGUCUCAUGCUUCUGGGGUUUCUUCUGUGUUAGAGGUCCAAGAGCCCAUUAUAAGAGUAACUAGGAAACGUCAGGUUGUAAUUGUGCCCACCCCGAAGUCCAGUGUUAGGAAAAGGCAGAAAGUAAUCCCUCAACUCCCUCAACAUGAAUCUGGGGAUGAAGGAGCUGUUUCUGAAGCAGAGUCUCAUGUUUCAGGGGUUUCUAUGGUUGUACCUUCCACAGAAAGAAGAACCAGAAAUAAGGCUAAAUCUCAAAGAGAUUCAAGCCAAGAAUCAUAUUCGGAAACUAUAUCUGAUGCUGAGUGGUCCUGCUCAGGCAUUUCAUCAUUGGAGAGUGCACCGAGGAGAACAGGCAGGAAUGUGCAGAAGAAAUUAGAGUUCCAAGCUGAGAAAAAAGAUACUGAGAUUACACCAGGAAAUAAAAAGCCAAUCGUGGGUCCGUCUGUGGAUUCAGAGGACUCAGAAGCUAAACAGCCCUCUCAGUUGUCAUCGGCAAGACUGCAGUCUCAGAUAAAUAUGCCGACUAUUUCUGAUAGUGAAACGUAUAAUAAUGACUUUGACGAUUCCAUUCACAGAAAUUCAGGGGAAAAACUGACAACCCAAAACCAAAAUUUGCAUAUCCAAGAGGAAAAACAAGCCGAUGUUGUAUCUCUUACAGAAGUCAUAAAGAAUUGUAAGAAUCUGGAUGAGGAGGACCCCAAAGUAAUAGAGGAAAAAGUAGUUAAUGAGGAAGAUUCCCAGCUGAGUCUUUCCAAAGCUCAAGACUCCAGCCCUCAGCAGUCAGUGUCUCUGAAGCAUUCAAGCAUCCCACGUAAAGCCACAUCCCAGGCUUCAAGUCCAGAGCAGGAGGCUGUAAUGAAAUCACUAGAGCACAAGUUUGCAGUUGUGAAAAUAGAAAGAUGUAAUAAAGAGAGAGGGGGCAACGUAGAAAAGAGUGACUUGGCACAGUUCAGUGAUUGUGGUAAUAGCAAUGAUGAGCCUGCAAGUGUAGGUGUCAGUGAGGACAAGAGCAGCCAAAGGGAUGUCGCUCUUGAAUGUGAUGCCAUGCCAUGCAAGUCUGAACUCAGCAUGUCUCGGCAUACAGAUAGUCCUAUUCUAUUAUUUCUUAGCAGUGAUGAAAGCCAACAGUCUGACAGCAGUGAGAAUGAAAGGGACACUUUGUGUCCUGUUGAAAACAGUGGCCAAAAGGAGGCAUCAGCUGAGGACUUGGAAGAUCCUGCCUGUGGUAGUGCACUGUUUGUAAUCGACAGAACUCCUGGAUUGAGUGCUGAUAAAAACUUUUACCUGGAAGAUAAGACUCCAAGUGAGGCUGCUAUUGAGGAAGAAAAGGAAGAAGAAGAUGAGGAGGGAGAGGAGGAAAAUAGUGAAGACUCAUCAGACGGUGAUGAGAAGAAGGAUGAAUCUAGUGAUGAGGAAGACUUCCUCAGUAGCACCAAGUCUAAGCUUUUGAAAUUGACAAGUAGCAGCAUAGACCCUGGACUAAACAUCAAGGAGUUGGGUGGCUUGUAUAUUAAUUUUAAUGCAGACAAGCUGCAGCCCCACAAGAAAACACUAAGCCAGAUCAAAGAGAAAAAGAAAAACGAGCUUCUGCAGAAAGCUGUCAUCACACCUGAUUUUGAAAAAAACUAUUGUGUCCCACCAUAUAGUGAGUCAAAGCAUCAGCUUCAGAAACAGCGCAGGAAAGAGAGACAAAAAACAGCUGGUAAUGGUUGGUUUGGCAUGAAAGCUCCGGAACUGACAGACGAACUGAAAAAUGACCUCAAAGCCUUAAAGAUGAGAGCAAGCAUGGACCCAAAGAGGUUUUAUAAGAAAAAUGACAGAGAUGGCUUCCCUAAGUACUUCCAGGUUGGAACCAUUGUUGAUAAUCCAGCCGACUUCUACCAUUCACGGAUUCCCAAGAAACAGAGGAAAAAGACCAUUGUGGAAGAACUGCUGGCUGAUUCAGAGUUCAGGAGAUUUAAUCGAAGGAAGUAUUCGGAAAUCAUGGCUGAAAAAGCAGCAAAUGCAGAAGGAAAGAAGUUCCGAAAAAAGAAGAAAUUUCGCAAUUAAAAUUUACAUAGCAUACCAUAAUAUUUUAUAGGUCUUGAUUUGCUGAAGAUUAUCAUAUAAUUUAUAUAAUAUGUGUAAAUAGUGAUUUCUAUUUGGAAAUAAAAAUUACUGACAGAAUCAAUUAUGUGACCCUUGGAAUAAAAGUAGGUGUAUGUUUCAGAUGAUAUGUCUGGUUUUAGACUGUUAAAAGGAAAAUGAAUAUCAGCUAUUUUAAUGUUUGUCCAAUUAAAACAAAAUCAGUUCUGUUUAAGGAACUUUUGAGGGCUGCUGAGAUGGCUCUGCAGUUAACACUGCUCUUCCAGAACUCCUCAGUUCAGUUCCCUGCAACCACAGUGUGGCUCAUGACCAUUUGUAGAGGUAUCAGGCCACUCUGGCCUGUCUAUACAUGCAGACAGAGCACUCCUACAUUCAAAUACCAAGUGCAGAAAGAACGUUUGAAGUAACUCAGUUAUAAAAGUGCCAGGAUGCAGACACGGCUCAUACACACAUACAUGCCUGGUUCUUCCCGUGUACAAGCUACGCUGUGUGAGUAAAAGUAUUCCUGAAGCAGAAACAAAGAACUAUGUGAACAUCAAACAAGCCUGAAGCAACUGAGGCCUCCUAGGAAAACCGGGUAAAGAUGCGAGAGGAGAGUUUUUCUUAGCAACUGGAAUGGGAUGAAUGAUUAAUUUUGUUCUAAACAAAACAGGAUUAAACAGGAUUUUCACUGGCUAGUAGGUCAAAUGACUCAGUUUACCAGGGCUUAGGUAGGCCCUGGACCUGACCUGCUUUUUGGUACCCAAGGAGUGCUGUCGAGACCUAUUGGUGCUUCUUGGCUGUAGCUCUUUUGUGUUAUUUAUAUUUCAGUAACUAUUAAGUCAACAUUUUACUUUCACUGUUUAGAGUCAUAAGCAACCUAGCAUCUAUGCUUCCUUUAUUAAAACAGAAGUAUUUGAGUAAUA